UGUUAUUCGAUUGGAGAAAGGAACAUAAAAGGUUGUUAAUGUGUAAACAGCAGCCAUUAAUUUAAUAUCUCUGUCAUGGUGGACUACUGGUUGACCCGCUGACUUGGAGCUAACAGCUGGAACAUGUACUGAGUUUCAGACAGUAACGUUAUUUAAUAAAACAGGCUACCAGCUACUGGUGUGUUAAUGAGCAGUGAUGGAGUUGUCUCAGAGGGACAGGCUGUCAGAGCUGGUGGAGGAGCUGACCACAUCAGGACAGCCACAGCUCAACCAGGCCAGGAUGAAGGAAAUCAAGAAGAUCUGCAAAGGGUCCGAUGACUGCAUAAACCACGUGUACCACUCAGUGAUGUCUCAGCUCAACCAAGAACAUGCUGAGGUCCGACUGUCUGCCUUCCAGAUAGCCGGUGAGCUCUUCUCCAGAUCACACCAAUUCAGAACGCUGCUGGUGGACAACUUCCAGGAGUUCUUGGAGUUGACAGUAGAGACUGACUCGGAGCAGCCCCUCCCCCCUCCUAAGGAAGUAGCCAGGAAACUGAGGUCACUGGCCAUCCAGACUGUUCAGUCAUGGCAGGCCUCUUACGGGACAGCUUAUAAGAAGUUAGCCCUGGGCUACCACUUUCUCAAACAGGUUAAGAAGGUGGACUUCCAGGAUGCUGAGGCCAGGACGGUAUCAGAGAGGAGGAGGGAGGAGGACAGACAGAGGAAAAUGCAGAGGAUCUACAAGGAGAGAGUGGAGGCUGCCACCAAAGACAUGGAAGAGUCAUUCCAGGAAAUUGAGGCAACCUUGACAGAGAUGGAAUCCUGUAUGAGCCUGCUUUUCCCUGAGUUUGACCUUACAGACGUCCGAACAACCAACAGCUGCCCUCCCAACUCCCAACCAGCCAAUGAAUGUCCAUCAGUUGAUGAACAGCCCUGCUGCAGCAAAGACCUGAAGGAUGACACGAGAGAAGGAGUGAUACAAGAGAAGGAGGAGAGCAGGGAGGAAAAGAAAAGCAAUUGGGAGGAAAAUAAGGGAGAGGAGGAGGAGGAGGAAGAGGAGGAGAAGGAGGAGGAGGAGGAGGAGGAGGAGGAGGAGGAGGAGGAGGAGGAAGACAAUGAGGAAAGUAGCGAAGAAGAGGAGGGAAAGCCUCUUGAUCAAGACUUGUUUAUUCGGAACUCUGGGCUCAUCUCUCACGCCUACAGUCUGGACCUGAACCUCAGUCCUGGUCUUCAUGUUAAGGAGACAGAGGACAACGAGGCAGUGGUUUCCACAGUGAUAGACCUCCACAGACUGAUAACAACCAAACACCUACCAGCCGUGCAGAGCUGGGUUCAGGUCUUCACUAAGUCAGGUGCUGAGCAGCAGCUGUUAAGGAGAGCGCUGGAUCUGAAGACGUCUUUAGAAGCUGCCCUGCAGAAACACAAAGAGCUUCACAUUGACUACAAGACCAGGGUUCGCAAAGUGAUGAAGGUUUCUUCAGACGGAGAGGAAGAUGAUGAUGACGAUGAUGACGAUGAUUUUGAUGAGGUUCCAGAAAAAGAGGGAUAUGAGCCGCACAUUCCUGAGCAUCUACGAGCCGAGUAUGGUUUGGAUCCAACUCCUUCCACCUCAACAGCACCAGUCACGAAAAAACCUCCUGCUAAAAGACCUGCAGCUCCACCACCUCUGUCCACCUCCUCCUCUUUCUCCACCAGGCGGCUGAAGCGACUCAUAGAGGAGGAGCAGGAUCCAACAAGUGCAGCCGCCACACUGCUCAGCCUCAGACAGAAACUCCCUCUGCCAGCACCAUCCAGCAGCAGCUCCUCAGGUCCCAGUUCGUCUCAGUCCAGCUCAGACCAGAAGGCUGCUGAUGUUCCUGUGGUUCCAUUUGGUUUGGACCUGUACUACUGGGGAGAGGAGCAGCCCAAUGCUGGCAAGAUCAUCAAGUCGGCCUCUCAGCAUCAGUUCUGGGUUCCCAUUGAUGUGGACGAGGAGGUGGAGAACAAGGAGCUCUUGGCAGAGAGCAGGAGCAGAUACAUCACCUUCCCUGGGCGCUUCACUCCUGUCAGCCAUCACUGCAAAGCUCCACUGGGCAACGGAAAGCUGUGUCAGAGACAGGAUCGCCUCAAGUGUCCUUUCCACGGGCAAAUUGUUCCUAGAGACCAGGAGGGUCGACCCUGCAGUCGGGAGGACCGACUGAGGGAGGAGAAGGAGGAGUGGAGGAAGAGGGAGGAGCAGCCUGACUGGCGUGAUGCAGAGCUGAUGCGAGACAUCGAGGCGGCAACAGGAGAGGACCUGGGUUCUGACAGGGUGGGUAAAAAGGGAAAAAGGAAGAAGAAGAAGAAAUACCCCAACCUCAGCGAUCUGAAGCAGAACGCCAACACGGCCCGCUCCAGGCUGGAGAAAAAAGUCCUCAACAAGAGCGCCAUGCGCAGAGUAGCUGAGGUGAUGAGUAAAGCUGACAGUAGAAAACACGACAAGUUCUCCAACCAGUUCAACUACGCCAUCCACUGACCUCCAGCCAGCUAAAUAUGCACUCUGGACUGAAUGCUUCUGUUAGACUUCGACUUUUUUGAAAGAAGGAAAGAUUUAAUUUAUUGAUGUGCACAUACGGUAUAUGGAUCUGGUUAAGAGAUUAACACGAUUAAAUGAAACUGAUUUAAACUGCUUAUAACUGAAAAGUCUUGUCUGAAAAGCUUUUGAUGAGAAGGAAAUGUACAUACAGUGUUGUGCCUCUUCUGGCCAUACAUGUGCAGCUUCUAAUACAGAAAAUUACUUUUGGUCUCAUUUAUCGGCCAAAUUGUUAAUCUUAAUAUUGCCUUUAUAUCAGCCAAAUCCAGUUUUCCAUUUUGUAUAACUGAUUGACUUUUUUUUACUCUUGUUAUUCUUGUAUUUUCUAGUUGAAUGUGUUGUUUGUAUUAGUUUUGUGUUUUUGAGGAUUAAUUAAAUUAAAGUUGUGAAUGAACGUGAUGCAGGUUUGUACCAGAAGUAAACUGUAAAUCUCUCUCCUCAA
Sebastes umbrosus (honeycomb rockfish) is the source of this 2972-nucleotide messenger RNA. RefSeq names its product UV-stimulated scaffold protein A (gene uvssa). Gene Ontology annotation, cellular component: chromosome. Bases 197 to 2473 code for a protein of 758 amino acids. The record is from RefSeq and is a predicted model, not a curated record. Lineage: Eukaryota; Metazoa; Chordata; Actinopteri; Perciformes; Sebastidae. The transcript has 15 exons. Gene Ontology annotation, biological process: transcription-coupled nucleotide-excision repair; response to UV. Gene Ontology annotation, molecular function: RNA polymerase II complex binding.